CAUGGCCCGCGCACAGGAUCUUGACCAGGCCCUUUUAGCGAUCUCCCGGGACAUACCUCCAGACUGGCAGCCGGAAAAGCGGAUUCUGCGGUACCCCUUGCCCCAUGUGUAUGGCCAGGAAUGGACUUCUAUCGUGAUUGUCAUGCCACUCAGGCCUGGAAUGUCGUGCGGCAGGUUCGCAUUCAGCCGAGCGAGUAUCUCCUAGACUCUUAUGAGACGUUGAACGCAAUCCACGGAGUCAACCAGCUCGCUGCAUCUGAAGCUGCCUUGAGUAAUAUUGCAUCACUGUCGCUCGAGGUAUAUGCCUCCGUUCCGCAAUAUGCAAGCUAUGCCUGCCGAUCAAAACGCAGCCAAGGACAGGCAGAUAACACAGAUCUCUCCGUUGUCCCGCAGAAGGACUGCAACAAAGUGCAUACGCCGUCCGAGCUCCUCGACUGCUACACUCUUAUAUUUCCUAUGUAUAUUGCCGCUCGAUCUAAGGCUGCCACGGUCGAUCAGAGACAGUGGGUCACGUACAUGCUCCGUUAUAUCAGUGAUCACUUUGGCAUUCGCAAUGCCUUGCUACUGGCACAAUUACUCGACCAGAACAGCGAUAUUAGCCCUUAGUGCAUUUAUGCUAUGCUAGGGGGAUACGGAUUCGCCUCUUGAUCUCUGGCCGCCGAGCACAUGACUACAUAUUAGCAAGUCGACACAUUGUGCCGCACCUCACUCCGCCGUGCAGUUGAGUAUCUGGAGCUGCUGAAUGUAUCCAAGUCCAUCAGACUGCCCGGAAAAUCCUACGCCCUACGACAGUCAAGCGGAACCCAAAAGGCCAUGCAUAUCUAGUAGCUGGCAUCUUACAGGAAGAAGGCUACUCGGUGCUGUAAGUGCCUACGUGCU
Aspergillus alliaceus is the source of this 879-nucleotide messenger RNA. RefSeq lists its product as uncharacterized. The transcript has a single exon. The record is from RefSeq and is a predicted model, not a curated record. The coding region runs from base 121 to 606 and encodes 161 amino acids. NCBI's taxonomy places the organism in Eukaryota, Fungi, Ascomycota, Eurotiomycetes, Eurotiales, Aspergillaceae.